UGAAAAUCUGGAGAUCAUUUGAAUCUUUAUUAUUAUAUUCUCUUUCUUCUUCUCUUUCCCGUGCAAUCAUCACAUCACUACAUUUCUUUUGGCCAGUGUGCAGCGGAAGAGGCUUUCUUCCCCAGAUCCGCUUCCCCGCAAUACAAUGCGCGUUCCAUCCCCACUCCUCCGGGCGUUGAGCUCGAACGCAGUAACCAGGCCUCUCACGUCCCAACGCUGCUUGCCAUCGACAUACUACCUGGCACUCUGCUCAUCGUCAAGGUCAAUUGCCAGCUACACGCACCCACAUCAUGCCUCGGCCAUUUCUAUUCUUUCCACGACCGUGGACACAUCGUCACCGGAAUUCCAGGGCAAUGCAAGACAGAUGCAGCAACUCCUGGACGGCAUGACAAAUCUCCAUACUACCAUUGCUCGAGGAGGGCCACAGAAAGCUAGAGACAAGCAUAUAGCCAGGGGCAAAAUGCUCCCGCGGGACCGGGUCACGUCCCUGAUCGACCCGGGGACCUCCUUUCUGGAGCUCUCCGCGCUCGCAGGCCACGAUGUGUAUCCUGGGGAAUCUGUACCAGCAGGGGGCAUUAUAACAGGCAUAGGGACUGUGGAAGGCGUUACUUGUAUGAUUGUGGCCAAUGACAGCACGGUCAAGGGAGGCACAUACUACCCCAUUACAGUGAAGAAGCACCUUCGCGCGCAAGCAAUCGCGCAGGAGAAUAAGCUGCCUUGCAUUUAUCUCGUUGAUUCUGGCGGUGCAAAUCUACCAUACCAGGCAGAUGUGUUUCCGGACAAGGAGCAUUUCGGACGCAUCUUCUUCAACCAAGCUCGAAUGAGCUCGUUGGGCAUUCCUCAGAUCUCCGUGGUGAUGGGUCCCUGUACGGCUGGAGGCGCAUACGUUCCAGCAAUGAGCGAUGAGACCAUUAUCGUUGAGAACCAGGGCACGAUCUUCCUCGCUGGCCCUCCGUUGGUGAAGGCUGCGACGGGUGAAAUUGUGUCCGCUGAGGAUCUCGGCGGUGGCCAACUACACAGUACGAUUUCCGGCGUGACUGACUACCUAGCGGUAGACGAUGCGCAUGCCAUUGUCCUGGCGCGCAGGUCCAUUGCAAACCUGAACUACCCCAAGACGACUUUCCCGUUACAUAUCCCCUCGGGAGAAUCGUCGCCGACGAUCAAGGAGCCUCUGUACGAUGCUAAUGAGCUGAACGGCAUUGUCGGUACCAACCUUCGCCGACAGAUCCCCGUCCAUGAAGUCAUCGCACGCAUUGUCGACGGCAGCGAGUUCGCUGAGUUCAAACGCGAUUACGGCAAUACCUUGGUUACGGGUUUCGCACGCAUCUACGGAACACAGGUCGGCAUCGUCGCCAACAAUGGCAUCCUCUUUUCCGAAUCAUCACUCAAAGGAGCCCAUUUCAUUCAGCUCUGCAGUCAGCGCAAUAUCCCCCUCGUCUUCCUACAGAACAUUUCCGGCUUCAUGGUCGGAGCCGAUGCAGAGAAGGGCGGCAUCGCCAAGAACGGCGCCAAACUGGUCACCGCGGUUGCAUGUGCAGACGUGCCCAAGUUCACUGUCGUUUUCGGCUCGAGUGCUGGCGCAGGGAACUAUGGUAUGUGUGGCCGUGCCUAUUCUCCCCGUUUUCUGUUCAUGUGGCCCAAUGCCAAAAUAGGCGUCAUGGGCUCCGAGCAGCUCUCCGCCGUCAUGGAGGCUGUCGGCCGCACGGCAGAUCCGGAACUGAAAGCGCGCAUUGAUCGUGAAUCAGAGGCUAUCUUUUCUUCUGCCCGUCUCUGGGAUGACGGGGUCAUCCCGCCAGCGCAGACGAGACAUGUACUGGGCUUGAGUUUGGCAGCUGCUCUUGGUGGGAAGGCAGAGGAUGUAGGAACGCGAUUUGGCGUGUUCAGGAUGUGAAGUUCCUAUAGAGAUUUAAAUACCUUUCUUGGAUUUGAAAGAAGUAAUGCUGUAAUGAUCAGAUUCACUGUAUAUACAUAAUCUACUGGCUUUCUA
Molecule: messenger RNA, 1987 nt
Organism: Monascus purpureus
Lineage: Eukaryota; Fungi; Ascomycota; Eurotiomycetes; Eurotiales; Aspergillaceae
Source: the annotation of a GenBank genome assembly